This is a messenger RNA of Folsomia candida, 2662 nucleotides long. Its product is annotated as homeobox protein vnd. The transcript is spliced from 6 exons. The record is from RefSeq and is a predicted model, not a curated record. Gene Ontology annotation, cellular component: nucleus. NCBI's taxonomy places the organism in Eukaryota, Metazoa, Arthropoda, Collembola, Entomobryomorpha, Isotomidae. Gene Ontology annotation, biological process: regulation of transcription by RNA polymerase II; cell differentiation. The coding region runs from base 192 to 2312 and encodes 706 amino acids. Gene Ontology annotation, molecular function: DNA-binding transcription factor activity, RNA polymerase II-specific; RNA polymerase II cis-regulatory region sequence-specific DNA binding.
AGCUCACUCAGUCAUAGGAGAAAAGGACCAAGCUCUCAAGGAUCGCUUUUAGUUGCCCUCCGACCACUUGACAUCACGACUCUCGUUCUCAAGUGAUCCUCUCUCUCCCUCAAUUACAAUAAUACAAGUACCAGAUACACAAACUGCGACCAUCUCGUCGCCCCACGACAUAAUUAGCUUUGUGCUACAGUAUGAAUGAGAAUUUGGAACAAGUCAGUUUAAAAAGUGAAGUCCAUUCUGGCCCCAACAGUCCACUCGUCAUAGUGGUUGACCACCAAGGGGAGGAGAAAGCCAUGGAGAAAAACGUCAUAAAACUCGAGUUUCCAGAUGGGAAAGAGACGGUAAAAGUUAGUGAAAGUAACACUUUGAAUGAAAAAGUGGUGGUGACCGCGGGUGCGAGCAGUCCGCUCAAGAAAAGAAUUUCGUCACCUCUCUCAAAGCAAGUGACAAACUUUCACCUGAGCAGCAACAGCAGUGGUAAUAGUAGCAACUUGAGAUUCUCGUCUGGGGAUGUGCAGGUUCACAACGGGUUGGACUUCACGGGUGGGACGCCGACGACGGCGGGGUUUGGGCUUAUCCAAAGUGCGGCUGCAGCAAGGGCUGCCUGGCUCCUCUUGACGAACGGUGCUUCCUCCGCCGUGGGAGGAAUGAGUCCUCCCGGAUAUCCUCCCCAAGGGGCAACUCCAAAUCAGACGCACUUUCUCCCACCCGGAAACGUUACUUUCCUCCAUGGAUCUCAACCCUUGCAGCAGUUCGGAGGGAACACGGCCUAUUGGAGAAUGUUGUUGGAGAUGAGGGCCAUGGGGUUGGCAACGGCAGCAGCAGCAGCUGCUGCUACUACAAUUUCCGGAAGUAAAUCGACCGGAAGUGGGGGAUUCAGUGUCCGAGACAUUCUAGACCUGCACCCAAACCCAACCUCGGCCAGCGCAAAUGGACCAGAGAAGAACUCCGAGUCCGGUUCUAUUCAUCAUCACAGUAACCACGGUCGUAAUAAUCAUGGCACUGCCCGACAUCACCAUCGUUCCUCUAUCGAUGACCACGAAGGCCAUCUUCUCAGGUCCAACUCGUCCCCAGGGCCGAUACUCUCCCCUGACAGCACUUCCUCCUCCGACGACAAACUUCUUCAUCAAAGCCCCAACAAUAAUAACAACAACAACAUGAACGAUGCCUCAGGAGGCGGCCCCACCAACACUGCUGUCGACAUCAAGGGUGCACCAAUCACCAAAUCCUCUAGUCACGAUAUUGUCCAAGCAGAUUCGAGUACGACUGAAAUCACACGACUUGGAGUUGGUGGUCCAGGUUUAAGUCACAUGCAUGGAAAGCACCACCAUCAUCACCAUCAGUCUGGUCAUUACCAUCACCAUCAUCACAAUCAUGCCAAGGGUCAGGGAGGACAGUUGUCGUCUCCGAGGACGGCAGAAGACUUUCCCAAAUUGCACAAUCAUCACAAUCACUACAACCAAAGUCAGCUUGACCAGUCGUCAUCAUGCCACAGCCCAAGUCAAAGUGAUGACGAGGAACUUAUUCUGGAUGACGAGGAUGAAGAAAUGAUGGAAGAUUGUGGUGAUGACUCUUCGGACACAAACUCCAUGAUGAUGAUGAAUAAUAACAAUAUUAAACGAUUAGCUGGGGAUUCAAACUCCAAUUCCACGGGUUCAACGGGAUCCAUGUUUGUUGGGAAUGGUGGGGGUAUUGGAAGUGGUGGUGUUGGCGGUGGCGGCGGUGGAUCUGCCCCCGUGAAGAAAAGAAAGCGAAGAAUUCUCUUUACAAAGACGCAAACGUACGAGUUGGAACGACGAUUUCGACAACAAAGAUAUUUGUCUGCGCCAGAACGGGAGCAUCUCGCUUCAAUUAUUAGGUUAACCCCAACUCAAGUUAAGAUAUGGUUUCAGAACCAUCGCUAUAAGACAAAAAGCAGAGCUCAGCGAGAAACUCGUGGAGGAGGUCAAAUGAACGGAGGACAUUCCAUGCUGGAUUCUCUGGGCCCUGGUUCUCACAUGCCCCCCAGACGAGUUGCUGUCCCUGUGCUGGUGCGCGACGGAAAGCCCUGCGGAGGGGGUGGAGGUUCUGGAAAUGGGGGCUCAGGCCCAGCCAGUGGUGGUGGUGGCGGUGGUGGGAAUAGUGGGUCCGUAAGUAGCAAAAUCUCAUCCCUUCUUGACACCCUUGGACCUCAUCUUCCCCAUUUUGAUUUUCACCACCCACCUCUCAACCUCCCGCACCACCCUGGACUCCUCCCCCCUGGUUUAUUGGGACACCCCUUGGGACCUGGGGCACAUUCGCACUCGCACUACUUGCCACCGAGGUGGUGGUAGGCGAAAAUUAGUCAGCUCCUAACAAGCAGUGCAGUUAGAUAACUUAUCUUUCCGUUGCAAAUCUAAUCCCCAUGAAACGCAUGCAGAGCGGAAAGCGUCAGUAUUAUUAAUUAUUAAUCAUCGUUUCUUGGAUGCCCAAAGGAAAUGGAUCCACUCAUUGUAACUUAAUUUGUAACAUAUUUUAGUAAUUACAUUUCUAGAGUAGAUUUUUAAAUUAAAGUAAACUAAACUAUUGAUAUUUUUCGUGAUUUUCUGAAACAUUCCACAUAUCACAAGUAGUGUUUAGAAAUGUAAAAAAAUGCCAGUUGUGUAGUCCUUAAUAAAUAAUUAAUGUUGAUAGAAUAAAAUAA